GCGGUUAUGGAACAGAAGCUGUGCUGAUGAUGGAGUUUGAUUGAGUGCAGAACAGAAAAGACAUGCACGCCAUCACAGGAGCAACGAGUUGUAGCCGUGAAGUAGACGCAGGAGAGGAAGACCAAGGAAAAGAAGAAGCGAGGGAAAGAAGCGUUCACAUCCAGGACCACGCACCUUGGCAACAGUGAAAGGUUGACCUUUGAUACAGACCGCCACCAUGGAGCGACACGACACGGCAGCUCACGCGAGCGUGAGCGAACACAAGGGCCUGGUGUUCCAAAGCGCAGAGGAAGUGGCACACACGCUACGCCAGCGGUGCAAACGGUCGUUCUUCCGCCACGUCAGCCCGACUGGCGCAAUGGAGGUCGUUGCAGCCGCAGCCAAGCAGGGGUUCGCCCCAAAAGACUACAUCAACAUUGGCAACGAGAACAACAAGACUGCGCUCAUGUUUGCCUCGCAACUGAAGAACGGGCACGAUCUGGUGCGAUUUCUGCUCGAGCGCGGUGCAGAGCCAAACGCAUCCACAAACCGCGGACACACCCCCGUCGUGUUUGCUGCAGGCAAGGGCCGGGAAGAGACGCUGCGGGUGUUGUUUGAAUUUGGCGGCCGCGUGCGUGUUCGUGUCGUGCGCGGGGACACACCCUUGUCCAUCGCCAGCCCAAAGCUGUCGGCUGCAAUGCGCGCUGAGCUGCAGCGGCGAGAGGAGAAUGAGGACGAGGACUGGAUGGACUUUACAGCAGACGAAAAUGCCCAAAUUGCACAGCAGGAACACGAGAAGACAUGCAGGCACUGCCGCAUACGUCUUGGAUUGGAGCCGCGACCACGGACGUGGAAGCGACGGCGUCCGCGUGUGGAGGAUGCGUUUGAACACAUGUCCAUCGACGAACUCGGCGACGCGUUGAGGCGCGCACUGGCAGGCAGCGAGAACGAUGACGACGACAAUGAAGAUGGUGGUGAGAAUGGUGUCGAUGAUAACGAUGAAGAAGAUGACGAUGAAGAUGAUGACGAAUACAGGGAUGACAAGGAUGAACAAGGUGCCUACGAUAACGAGGGUGCCGAUGUUGACGUGCAAGGAGGUGGUCAAAAUGACAGCCAGGACGACCGCCAACACCAUGUGCCAAGCCAGCCAUCACCAACAGCGUCAUCAACCCAGGGCAUCCAACACACGUCGCCAGAUGAUGCAAUGCACACUCCUCCUCCAAGCGACCCUGUGCAGCGUGCGCGCAUUGUGCUGUGCCGAUGCGUUCUGACGUCGUUCUCGCUCCCGCCCGAGAACCGCAAGUCGUUUGCAGCGGACUUUGCGUCCGCUUUCCAUGAUGCAAUCGCCGCCAGCACCGAUGACGAGCUGCUGCUUCUGCUGCGCGUGUGCGAUGAAGACGGCAUCAUCGGCACCAUCAAGAACCGGGCCGAUUUUCCCGUGCGUCGCGCGUCCCUCGCGUUCAACAUCAUGAAAAAGGCGUUGGCGCAAUCGCUGGCACACGCACACACGCGCACGCGACUCCGCCCGCACAUGCUGGCGUGUGUUGACGGCAACGUGGCGUGCAUGGUGCUGGACGCACUGGUGAGCACGCAACGCGACGAGUGGGAGGUGGUGCACGCGUGUCGCAGCUGCUGCGAUGAUGAUGAUGAUGGUGGUGACGAGAGAGGGGAUGAUGCUGUGAAGCAGCAUGUGUGCCAUGUGUGCAACGAUACCAACGACUGCAGUGGCAAAGGCGGCAGUGGCACCAACGACAACUCCAGCAACAGUGGCGAUGACCGUGAUGACAGCAACAACAACAGCAACAGCAACAGCAACAGCACCGCAAUCGCGAGGCACGGCAACAGCGGAGACGCCAGUUGCCAUCGCGUGUGCGUGUGUCAGUUGAUUGCGUGGCUGAAGCCGCACAUUGCAUCACUCGUGCGCGUGCGCAAUUUCGCACAGGUGCGAGACAUCCUGGACAACCUUUUCCUUGUCGCCAGUGCUGAUGACGUUGACGAUGGUGAUGUUGUCGACGAGUUGGAAACGGAGGGAACGAAGCAGCACCACACGAUGCGCGACGAUGGUGAUGGUGAUGACGAUGGUGAUGGUGACGUUGGGGCUGGCGAAGCAUUGACGCGGUCAGGCAACAAUCAGCAGCAGCAACAACAACAACAACACCAACAACAACAACAACAACAACAACAACAACAACAACAACAACAACAACAACAACAACAACAACAACAACAACAACAACAACAACAACAACAACAACAACAACAACAACAACAACAACAACAACAACAACAACAGCAGCAGCAGCAGCACAACGGUGGCGGACUAGCACUGGUUCGGUCGCUGUUUGUGGAGACGAUGAAAACGCUCGCACGUGACGGCCAUCUCACAUUUGUUGAAACGUUGUUGAAACGCGAUGACAUCACCACACGCACGCGCAUUCUGCACGCAGUGCUGGACAUUGUGCUGCCGAGCGUGGAGACCGUGCUUGCAAGCACAGGCGAUGUCAGCGUGGGUGGUGAUGGUGAAGACGCGAACGAUAACAGCAACAGCAGUGGCAGCAGCGGCAAGGCAUCCAAGAAUGCAUCGCCGUAUUCCGUGUCGACCAUUGAGCGAGUGUUGAUGUCAUGCGAAUGCGAUUUGACACCGGAACAUUCGCGUCGUCUUGAACUCCUCUACCUGCAGGAGCUCGUCUGUGACGACCGCUUGUUUGACGCCGUCGAGUACGCCAGCACCAACCCGACGCUCCAGACCUACCUGGACAAGUGUGGCGUGACUGCUGCGCGUGCCCAGGCGGACUACGACCGGUUGCUUGCAAGCAUGUCUAAACGCUGCCUGCGCUUACCUGACGAUGUCCCCGUCGCCUGGAUCGACACAGAACAGGGACUGUGUGAGAUGGUUGAUUGCCUGCACGUGCGCGCGUCCGAGGUCUCGUCUGUGGACGGGCGACCAAUGCUCGUGGGGAUUGACACGGAGUGGCGCCAGCCGCGUGUUGCGUGCACGGUGAUGCAGAUUGCGGUCUGUGAUUCCGUAUGGAUUGUGGACACGCUGAUUCACACCAAGACGAAGCAAUACGCACAGCACGUGGCAGCCCUGCUGGAGUUUCUGUUUGCCUGCGAGCACGUGCAUGUGCUCGGGUUCUCGUUCAAGGACGAUGUGCGCCACAUCAUACCACUGUGCCCCGUGCUUGCAAGCAAACCACUCGUGUCCUUCACGGAUGUGCAGCAGCUUGUGCGCCGGCAGCUGAAGAAGAAAGGACAGCCCUCCCUCUCCCUGGCGUGUGAGCGCGUGUUCGGGCGCCCGCUCAACAAGAUGGAGCAGUGCAGCAACUGGGAGCGCCGACCACUGCGACGCGACCAGCUCGAAUAUGCCGCCAUUGACGCGUGGUGCCUCAUCGGCAUCUACUCCCACUACAACGGCAGAAGCAGGACGUAAUGGGAUAGGGUGUGUGUGUGUGGGGGGGGGGGGUGUGUGUGUGUGUGUCUGUGUGUGU
This is a messenger RNA of Salpingoeca rosetta, 3467 nucleotides long. RefSeq lists its product as uncharacterized. The transcript is spliced from 15 exons. Gene Ontology annotation, molecular function: protein binding; nucleic acid binding; 3'-5' exonuclease activity. Lineage: Eukaryota; Choanoflagellata; Craspedida; Salpingoecidae. Gene Ontology annotation, biological process: nucleobase-containing compound metabolic process. The record is from RefSeq and is a predicted model, not a curated record. Bases 218 to 3409 code for a protein of 1063 amino acids.